UUGAUAACGCGGGAUCGGUAAUCAAAACGCAAACGCACCUAGAUCUCUUCUUCUCCCUACUCUGCAACAAAGUCAACACAGACACCACCCUUUGUUUCUUCUCUCCCUCUCCGCCAUGAAAAGAAAAAGAGAGAGAUCAAAGCUUGCAAACUACAGAGACGUAGACCAAACCAGCGAUGCAAUCGUUGAAGCAACACCAACGUCGCCACUUACUGUGUCAAAACAGAAAAAUACUUCAGAUGAAACAAACUCAGAUCCGUUUCCUUCCGAUCUAUUAAUGGAGAUACUCAAACAGUUCCCUGUCAAAACCCUAGCGAGGCUCACGUGCGUAUCAAAGCUCUGGGCAUCAACCAUCCGCCGCCAAGAAUUCAACAAACUUUGGUCUUCUUCAAACCAACAACGUCGUAGUAGUAGUAGUAAUACUCUCAUCUUCGCAUUCAAACGUGACAAAGGAUAUGGCCAAGACUGUUUCUUCUUCUCAUCGCUUCAAACCAAGAAUCCACACGAAGCCUCUGUAACCGCUACUUAGGAGAGGAGAGUUCGUAGAGGACGGUUGAAGACUGUCCUCCUCACUACUCUCCUGAGUCUCUUCAUAUAUGUAUAGACGGGGUUCUAUACUACGGAGCUUGUUUUGGGACGGGUACUACUACGAGUGUCGUUGGUAAGGACCGUGGCGUUAUGAGCUUUGAUGUUCGGUCUGAGAAGUUUGAUGUUAUCAGAGUACCGCAAGGAAGAGCGAGAAAGUUUACGAGUAUGACGAGGUACUAUGGGAAGCUUGCUCUUAUCUACACUGUGUACGGUAAAAUCGGAUUAUGGGUUUUAGAGGAUGCUGAGAAAAAUGUAUGGUCCUCUACGUUUUUCGAUUUGCCGAGAUUGUCUGGAUAUAAUACAAAGUUUCAAGUGUUUUGUGCCGUUGAUGAUGGUGAUGAUGCAGGGGAGUUUGUUUUGGCACCAAAGGAAUUGCAGGAAUCGGCGUUUUAUGUUUUGUAUUAUGAUCCCAAGAAAAAGAGGGUGAGAAAGGUGGACGUUGAAGGAAUUACAGAACAUGAGGAGCUUCCACUUUGGGAUAAAGAUUGGAAGCGUAGGACAAUGUCUAUCUUCCCUGGUCAGAUUGAGAAUCUCAUGUUUCUCUAAGAGUGCUUUGCAAACAAUUCUUCUUCUUCAUGAGUUUUAUGAUAAUAAGUAAUAACCUCCACUGUUAUAUUUUGCUUGAUAACUUGUAUCUGAGUUUCAUCUUGUUACAGGUCUUAUAAUCAGUUUAUUGCUGCUAUAUUUUUUAGUUUUGGUUUUAUCUCUGGAUUUUAGAGUUCAUGUACUCAUGGUAGUAAAUAAUUUCUUAUCUACAUUUGAUUUUUUUUUUCUGAUA
Messenger RNA from Brassica napus (rape), 1366 nucleotides. RefSeq names its product F-box protein At2g21930-like. The record is from RefSeq and is a predicted model, not a curated record. The transcript has a single exon. The coding region runs from base 679 to 1134 and encodes 151 amino acids. NCBI's taxonomy places the organism in Eukaryota, Viridiplantae, Streptophyta, Magnoliopsida, Brassicales, Brassicaceae.